Messenger RNA from Myodes glareolus (Bank vole), 3367 nucleotides. It is a transcript of the gene Tll2, whose product is annotated as tolloid like 2. Gene Ontology annotation, molecular function: calcium ion binding; zinc ion binding; metalloendopeptidase activity. The record is from RefSeq and is a predicted model, not a curated record. NCBI's taxonomy places the organism in Eukaryota, Metazoa, Chordata, Mammalia, Rodentia, Cricetidae. Gene Ontology annotation, biological process: proteolysis.
GCUCCGUACCCCACCGGUGCCUGGCAGCCAAGCAGGGACCAUCACAUCCGACCCUGUGCAUGGUGUUUCGCUGGAUCUGAGCUUUUAGUACACGUUAAGUCCCUCGGGUCCCACAGACCCUUACCAUUAUGCCCCAGGCGACUGCGCUUGGCACCCUGGUGCUAUUGCUUCUGCCACUGCUGAUGCUGCUCCCCUGCGGUACUGGGGUGCUUGGGGUCAACUCGGAUGUCGCCUUGGACUCCUGGGCUUUGGAAGAUGAGGAGGGCACGGAGCAACAGCUGCAUUACCACGACCCCUGCAAAGCGGCUGUCUUCUGGGGAGACAUUGCCCUGGAAGAGGAGGACCUGAAGUUAUUUCACAUCGACAAGACUGAAGACUGGACGAAGCCGUCCACAGAGGAAAUGACACACAACACUGGUGGGCUCGAGGAGCCAUCUGCAAGGUGGCCAAACGUCACAGCCUCCAACACCAGCGUCCAGGCGACAGGAAAGGAUGGCAAGGAUGACGCCACAUUUCUGCCUGGCCUUGGGACCUCAGACACCACAUCUAAGACCUUUUCUGCCAGGGUCCGGAGAGCCACAACCUCAAGGACAGAGCGGAUAUGGCCUGGAGGAGUCAUUCCUUAUGUUAUCGGAGGGAAUUUUACUGGCAGCCAGAGGGCCAUUUUUAAACAGGCCAUGAGACACUGGGAGAAGCACACCUGUGUGACCUUCGUCGAGAGGACAGAUGAGGAGAGCUUCAUUGUGUUCAGCUACAGGACCUGUGGCUGUUGCUCCUAUGUGGGACGCAGAGGAGGAGGCCCCCAGGCCAUAUCCAUUGGGAAAAACUGUGACAAGUUUGGAAUUGUGGCUCACGAGCUGGGCCACGUGGUUGGGUUCUGGCAUGAACACACUCGGCCAGACCGAGAUCAGCAUGUCACCAUCAUCAGAGAAAACAUCCAGCCAGGUCAAGAGUAUAAUUUCCUAAAGAUGGAAGCCGGCGAGGUGAGCUCCUUGGGAGAGACCUACGACUUCGACAGCAUCAUGCACUAUGCCCGGAACACCUUCUCAAGAGGAGUUUUCUUAGACACCAUCCUACCCCGUCGAGACGACAAUGGCGUCAGGCCAACCAUUGGCCAACGCGUGCGGCUCAGUCAGGGAGAUAUAGCUCAAGCCAGGAAGCUGUACAAGUGCCCAGCAUGUGGGGAGACACUACAGGACACAACAGGAAACUUUUCGGCGCCUGGUUUUCCAAACGGCUACCCCUCCUAUUCCCACUGUGUCUGGAGGAUCUCUGUCACCCCAGGGGAGAAGAUCGUCCUAAAUUUCACAUCCAUGGAUCUGUUUAAGAGCCGUCUGUGCUGGUACGAUUACGUGGAGGUCCGGGAUGGUUACUGGAGAAAGGCCCCGCUGCUGGGGAGGUUUUGCGGCGAUAAGGUACCCGAGUCCCUCGUCUCCUCAGACAGCCGGCUGUGGGUGGAAUUCCGGAGCAGCAGCAGCAUCCUGGGCAAGGGCUUCUUUGCGGUAUAUGAAGCCGUGUGUGGGGGAGACAUUACCAAAGAUGCCGGCCAAAUCCAGUCUCCCAACUACCCUGACGACUACAGACCUUCCAAGGAAUGUGUGUGGAGGAUCACAGUGGCGGACGGCUUCCAUGUGGGUCUUACCUUCCAAUCCUUUGAGAUUGAAAGGCACAACAGCUGUGCCUAUGACUAUCUGGAAAUCCGCGACGGUCCCACAGAGGAGAGCGCCCUGAUUGGCCACUUCUGUGGCUACGAGAAGCCAGAAGCUGUCAAAUCCAGUGCCAACCGACUGUGGGUGAAGUUUGUGUCCGACGGUUCCAUCAAUAAAGCAGGCUUUGCAGCCAAUUUCUUCAAGGAGGUGGAUGAGUGUUCCUGGCCAGACCAUGGUGGGUGUGAGCAACGCUGUGUGAACACACUCGGCAGUUACACAUGUGCCUGUGACCCUGGCUACGAGCUGGCUGCUGACAAGAAGGCAUGUGAAGUGGCCUGUGGCGGAUUCCUCACCAAGCUGAAUGGCACCAUCACCAGCCCCGGGUGGCCGAAGGAGUACCCCACAAACAAGAACUGUGUCUGGCAGGUGGUGGCUCCCACGCAGUACCGCAUCUCCCUGCAGUUUGAAGCCUUUGAGCUGGAAGGCAAUGACAUCUGUAAGUAUGACUUCGUAGAGGUGCGCAGUGGCCUGUCCCCGGACGCCAAGCUUCACGGCAAGUUCUGUGGCUCCGAGACGCCCGAGGUCAUCACCUCGCAGAGCAACAACAUGCGUGUGGAGUUCAAGUCCGACAACACGGUCUCCAAGCGAGGCUUCAGGGCCCACUUCUUCUCAGACAAGGACGAGUGUGCCAAGGACAAUGGCGGCUGCCAGCAGGAGUGUGUCAACACGUUCGGGAGCUACCUGUGCAGGUGCGGGAACGGGUACCGGCUACAUGAGAACGGGCAUGACUGCAAAGAGGCUGGCUGUGCAUACAAGAUCAGCAGUGCAGAGGGGACCCUGAUGAGCCCCAACUGGCCCGACAAAUACCCCAGCCGGAAGGAAUGCACCUGGAACAUUUCGUCAACCGCAGGCCACAGGGUGAAAAUUACAUUCAAUGAGUUUGAGAUUGAGCAGCACCAGGAAUGCGCCUAUGACCACCUGGAACUGUACGAUGGGACGGACAGCCUGGCCCCUGUCCUUGGCCGAUUCUGUGGCAGUAAGAAGCCAGAGCCUGUGGUGGCUACGGGCAGCAGCCUGUUUCUCAGGUUUUACUCAGACGCCUCGGUGCAGAGAAAAGGCUUCCAGGCUGUGCACAGCACAGAGUGCGGGGGCAGAUUGAAGGCCGAAGUGCAGACCAAAGAGCUCUAUUCUCAUGCCCAGUUUGGGGACAACAACUACCCGAGCCAGGCCCACUGUGACUGGGUAAUAAUGGCCGAGGACGGCUACGGAGUGGAGCUGGUAUUCCGGACCUUUGAAGUCGAGGAGGAGGCAGACUGUGGUUAUGACUACAUGGAGGCCUACGAUGGUUACGACAGCUCGGCGCCCAGGCUUGGCCGCUUCUGCGGCUCAGGGCCAUUAGAGGAAAUCUACUCUGCAGGGGAUUCUCUGAUGAUCCGGUUCCACACAGACGACACCAUCAACAAGAAAGGCUUUCACGCCCAAUACACCAGCACCAAGUUCCAGGAUGCCCUGCACAUGAGGAAAUAGCGUCCGGGUCCUGGGAAGACAGAGUCUAGGGAUGCUUUAAACACCUGGGAAUGAGUAGCCCCCAGUGUACAGUAUUUUUCUCAACAGCAAACACUCAAACUACGUCCUUGAAACUAUAUAUCUGGGUGAAAGUACCUGCCUUUGGCCUCCAGGAAGAGAACCAGUGUCCUGUUGGUUCCGGCUGCAGUGUU